GCGGAGCGCGCCGCCGGGCUCCUUCCGCGCGGCGCCAGUGGGGCUGCGGCCGCUGCUCUGCUUAGAGCGCAGCGGCGGGAGCCGCGGGUCCUCCUGGGGAUGGCGGCGGCGGCAGCGGCCGCGGCCCAUAUGGCCGAUGUGAGCUGGAGGAUGCUGGAGCUGCGGGCCCGCUCUAAGCGUUCAGGUUCAAUUUACGAACCGCUUAAAAGUAUUGACCUUCCAAGACCAGAAGGGGCAAGCGUAUGGGAUAAAUUAGAUCAUUAUUACAGAAUUGUUAAGUCAACGUUGCUGCUCUAUCAAAGCCCGACCACAGGUCUGUUUCCUACAAAGACGUAUGGGGAUAACCGAAAGGCAAAAGUACAAGACAGUCUUUACUGUGCUGCAUGUGCCUGGGCAUUAGCCCUGGCUUACAGGCGUAUUGAUGAUGACAAGGGAAGGACACAUGAACUGGAGCAUUCUGCAAUAAAAUGUAUGAGAGGAAUUCUCUACUGCUAUAUGCGUCAGGCUGAUAAGGUGCAGCGGUUUAAGCAAGAUCCCAAGCCAUCUGAAUGUCUUCAUUCUGUUUUCAGUGCCCAGACUGGAGAUGAGGUCCUCUCCCAUGAGGAAUAUGGUCAUCUUCAGAUAAAUGCUGUGUCAUUAUUUCUCCUCUAUUUGGUUGAGAUGAUCUCUUCAGGGCUGCAGAUUAUCUACAACACGGAUGAGGUGUCCUUCAUUCAAAAUCUUGUAUUUUGUGUGGAAAGAUCCUAUCGUGUACCUGACUUUGGUGUCUGGGAAAGAGGAAGUAAAUACAACAAUGGUAGUCCAGAGCUGCAUUCAAGCUCCGUGGGGCUGGCAAAAGCAGCUUUGGAAGCAAUUAAUGGCUUCAAUCUCUUUGGCAAUCAGGGCUGCUCUUGGUCUGUCAUAUUUGUGGAUUUUGAUGCCCACAACCGUAACAGACAGACUCUGUGUUCAUUGUUACCCAGGGAGUCAAGGUCUCAUAAUACUGAUGCAGCUCUUCUACCUUGUCUUAGUUAUCCUGCAUUUGCUUUGGAUGAUGAGGCUUUGCUCAGUCAAACACUAGAUAAAAUUAUUAGAAAAUUAAAAGGAAAAUAUGGAUUUAAAAGAUUUCUGAGAGAUGGAUACAGAACAGCUCUGGAGGACAGAACACGGCGCUAUUAUAAACCAGCAGAAAUUAAGCUUUUUGAUGGCAUUGAGUGUGAAUUCCCUCUGUUUUUUAUUUUCAUGAUAAUUGAUGGAGUUUUUAGAGGAAAUCCUGCUCAAGUAAAGGAAUAUCAGGAUCUUCUGGAUCCUUUGCUUCAACAUACAUCUGAAGGGUGUCCUGUUGUACCCAAGUAUUAUUAUGUGCCAGCUGAUUUUGUUGAACUGGAAAAGAAAAACCCUGGUAGUCAAAAACGGUUUCCUAGUAACAAUGGACGCGAUGGAAGGCUUUUCCUGUGGGGACAGGCAGUUUACAUCAUUGCAAAGCUCCUGGCUGAUGAGUUAGUAAGUCCUAAAGAUAUUGACCCUAUAGGACGUUAUAUAGCUCCACAAGAUCAGCGGAAUGUUAGCAUGAGAUUCUCAAAUCAGGGUCCUUUAGAAAAUGAUUUGGUGAUACAUGUGGCUUUGAUAGCAGAAAGUCAGCGCCUACAAGUUUUUCUGAACACAUACGGAAUCCAAACUCAGACUCCCCAGCAAGUGGAACCAAUUCAGAUAUGGGCUCAAAAAGAACUUGUCAAAGCUUACUUCCAUUUGGGUGUCAAUGACAAAUUGGGAUUAUCUGGAAGACCAGACAGACCUAUAGGAUGCCUUGGAACAUCAAAGAUUUAUCGAAUACUAGGAAAGACUGUAGUUUGCUACUCGAUCAUUUUUGAUCUAAGUGAUUUCUACAUGUCUCAGGAUGUUAUGAUGUUAAUUGAUGACAUUAAGAAUGCACUGCAGUUCAUAAAGCAGUAUUGGAAAACCCAUGGUCGCCCACUGUUUGUUGUACUUAUCCGUGAAGACAAUAUAAGAGGGAGCAGAUUCAAUCCAAUAUUAGAUAUGUUGGCAGCCUUUAAAAAGGGAAUUGUUGGAGGAGUGAAAGUUCAUGUUGACAGAGUACAGACGUUAAUAUCUGGAGCAGUUGUUGAACAACUUGACUUCCUAAGAAUCACUGAAACAGAAGAGACUCCUGUAUUUAAGAGCUUGGAGGAGUUGGAUCUUCCAAAACAUUCAAAAGUCAAGAGACAGUCUAGUACUCCAAAUGUUUCUGAACUGGAGCAGCAACCAGAUGUAAAUAUUAAUGACUGGAAAAACAAGUCAACAUAUGAGAUUCUGCAGAAACUAAGUGAUUGCAAUUGCCUGGCAAGUCAAGCAUUACUCCUGAAUAUAUUGCUCAAAAGGGAAGGACCAUAUUUUAUCACCAAGGAAGGUACUGUUGCUGAGCAUAUUGAAAGAAUCUACAGACGAGCUGGCAGCAAAAAACUCUGGUCUGUUGUGCGCUUCGCAGCAAGUCUUUUAGGUAAACUAGUGGACAGCCUUGCACCAUCUAUUACUAACGUUUUAGUUCAGGGCAAGCAGGUGACACUUGGAGCUUUUGGCCACGAGGAAGAAGUUAUUUCCAAUCCCUUAUCGCCAGGAGUGAUUAAGAACAUCAUCUAUGAAAAGUGUAAUUUACAAGAUGAAAGAGAAGCUGUAGUUCAGCAGGAACUUGUCAUACACAUUGGCUGGAUCAUCUCAAAUUCACCUGAACUUUUCAGCGGCAUGCUGAAGAUACGGGUCGGAUGGAUUAUCCAUGCCAUGAAGUAUGAAUUGAAAAUCCGUGCUGGGGAUAUGCCAGCCAAAGACUUAUACCAGAUGUCCCCUAGUGAAGUGAAGCAGCUUCUGCUGGAUAUUCUUCAACCACAGCAGCAGGGGAGAAGCUGGCUUAACAGGCGUCAGAUAGAUGGUUCUCUCAACCGAACUCCUGCAGGAUUCUACGACAGAGUGUGGCAGAUCUUGGAGAGGACCCCUGAUGGUCUAAUAGUAGCAGGAAAUUUUUUACCACAGCAACCAACCUUAUCAGAUAUGACGAUGUACGAAAUGAAUUUUUCCCUUCUAGUUGAAGAUAUGCUGCAAAGCAUUGACCAGCCGGAAUACAGACAAAUUAUUGUGGAGUUGUUGAUGGUUAUAUCUGUUAUUUUGGAGAGGAACCCUGAGCUAGGAUUCCACGAUAAAGUGGACUUGGACAAAGUGGUAAAAGAAGCAUUUCAUGACUUUCAGAGAGAUCAGAACAGGCCAAAGGAAGCUGAAAUACAAGAUGACAUGAUUGCAUUUUACAACACUCACCCAAUAGGAAAGAAGGGAACAUGCAGUUACUUGAGUAAGGCUGUGAUCGCUUUAUUGCUGGAAGGGGAAAUGAAACCAAGCCAUGAUGAUCCAUGUACCAUUAGCUAAAGAUUGAAACAACACAGGAAUUGUUGCUUUAUUUAGUGUUCUAUGUAUUUUGCAUGCAAUUUUAAAAUCUUGUUUUGAAGAGCAACUCUGGCUAGUAAUACAAAUGCAUACCAUCCUUUGCUGAAAGGAGUGCCAUUAAAGACACUAAGUGCCACCUAAUUUUUUUCCUCAACUGUGAUACUCAGAGCACAUGCAGUUAUUCUCGUGUUAUUCGAUUAAAUUGAAUGAGAUUCUAUUUGUGAUCUUAAAUUAUACAUUUAACAUCUUUGGUAACUUCGUGAUAAAUGCAGUACAAGAUGUCUUUAUACCUCUAUUUAUUUGUAAUUACAAAAGGUUACUGUUAAUUUUAAAUGAAAUUCAGAAAUUAUCAUGAAGGUCUAAAGUUUAGUACGCUUUAGUGUGGAAGCCUGAAACCUGUUUUUUGGGUUUGGAAUCUAGAGACAAAACAGAGAUGAACCUUAAAAGUUACUCCUAAAACAUUCGCUGUAACAGUUCCAUUGGUAGCACACAAGUUAUCUUGGUUUUAGUUUGUCAGUGUAUAACUUGCUAAGUGGGUUUCCCCCUCAUAGAAUGACUUUAUCUCUAGUAAUAAAUAUCACUGCAGUUUCCCAGUUGUUGAAACAUUUAUAAGGUAAAGGGAAAUAUAUGAUAACAAGAUAAAAGUGUCUGUUAAAAAAAAGGGGAGGGGCAAGCAAGCUGUAUUUAAGAUUAACAUCAAGGUAAUGAAGAAAAGUUGGUAUUAAAUAAGCUACUGAUGCAGGAAAGAAUUCAAGAUACAUUUAUUUAUGUCCUAAAUGUGUGAAAGCAGUUUAUGCUAAAUCCUUUAUUUUGGUAAAGGUAAUAAAAAGUAAAUGCUUGUAAAAACAGUCAAUAAAAAUGCUUUUAGAGUUGCA
Rhea pennata is the source of this 4283-nucleotide messenger RNA. It is a transcript of the gene PHKB, whose product is annotated as phosphorylase kinase regulatory subunit beta. Gene Ontology annotation, cellular component: phosphorylase kinase complex. The record is from RefSeq and is a predicted model, not a curated record. The transcript has 31 exons. Gene Ontology annotation, molecular function: calmodulin binding. NCBI's taxonomy places the organism in Eukaryota, Metazoa, Chordata, Aves, Rheiformes, Rheidae. Gene Ontology annotation, biological process: glycogen metabolic process. Bases 100 to 3390 code for a protein of 1096 amino acids.